Molecule: messenger RNA, 292 nt
Organism: Auanema sp. JU1783
Lineage: Eukaryota; Metazoa; Nematoda; Chromadorea; Rhabditida; Rhabditidae
Source: the annotation of a GenBank genome assembly
AAAUUUUAAGAACUACACUUUUAGCCAAUCCACCUAUUACUGCUGGACCCCCAGUUACCGUUAAAACUAGCUUGGCACCCGCUGCCACAACCCCUGCUGUAGUUUCAGGCGGUCCUACUCGCCCUCCCGUGACUGUUGUUUCCACGGCUGCUCCAGUAACUGUUGCUUCUACCGCAGCUCCAAUCACUAUGAAAUCCACUGCCGCCCCAGUAACUGUUGUUACUUCUGCUGCUCCUGUAACUGCAAAAUCUACUGCCGCCCCAAUAACUGUUGUUUCUACUGGUGCUCCAGU